This is a messenger RNA of Exophiala xenobiotica, 2508 nucleotides long. RefSeq lists its product as uncharacterized. The record is from RefSeq and is a predicted model, not a curated record. The transcript has 2 exons. Gene Ontology annotation, cellular component: plasma membrane. Gene Ontology annotation, biological process: water transport; glycerol transmembrane transport. Bases 296 to 2179 code for a protein of 627 amino acids. Lineage: Eukaryota; Fungi; Ascomycota; Eurotiomycetes; Chaetothyriales; Herpotrichiellaceae. Gene Ontology annotation, molecular function: water channel activity; glycerol channel activity.
CCUUGAACACAGCGACCAUCAACCACGGUUGAAGCUGGCUGAUAUCGACGAAUAUCGACAAAGCUAUUGUAGCAUAACUUGUCGCAAAAUAGUCUCGUCGUCGCUCGCCGAGCUUGAAAUUGCAGCCAUACAUGGUCGACUAUGUCCAAGGUUCUCAGUGUACUUGCAAAGACCUGUAUAGGACUUUUCCUGCUCCGCAGAGCUGCCAAAGAGCGGUUUGGCUUCAAUUGGACCCUUUGAAAAAGUCGCAAAAAUUCAACGGCCUUGUGCUGAUGUCAAGUCAACCCAUGUUUGAAUGAUGGACAACAACACUCGAACAACUAGCCCUGAGGAACGGCCACGAAUAUCCUCAAGAGAUCACUCUGGGCAAAGUAUACCGACCUCCACAUCACCAACGCACUCACGGACGAGAUAUGCAGAAUUCAACUUCGGCCCAGGGACUCUGCGCCACCGAGUUGCCAGCACAAAUGACAGCCCUGGGCCGGCACGAUCCUUCCUAGCUCAAUAUGAUCAAGGCAGGCGAUCCGUCGCAAUCGCAGCACCCUCUACGCGAGAUCCUGACGCGGCGUCCCGCACCUUCUCUUUGGCAGGGCCUACGCCUUUGGAUGCCAUCACAGCCAACCAGCCCUACGUGGACCCGGGUUAUGCACAACUGAAUCCUGCCUACGAUCAACCCGCAAAUGUUCGACCAGUAUGGGGUCUGGCUGGACCUCUUCCACAUGUACUCAGGCCGGGUAUGGUCCCAGCCAAGGACGAGUUCGAAAAGGAAACGGUAGCGGAGAGGGAGGCUCCACCACCUACAGAUGUGGAAGCUGGCAGAAUCGAACCAUCCCUUCACCCUGAUGUCUCGUCCCAACUUGACACCAUCCGACGGGAGAGAGAACUGUCCUUGUAUCGAGCUUACCAAUCGCGCCUUCAAGAGUCCCCAUCUCUUUCGCCAUAUCGCGCGGGACGCCGGCCUUCGGAUGCACCAACCGAAACGCCUGCAAUGCGCAUUCACACUCAAGAGACCAUUCCCGAAGAACCGCCACCAGAUGUGGAAGAGUUCCCCCAAUUAAGCGAAGCCAUAGCCGGCGUGAAGCAAGCAAGAGAAGAGCGGGAAGAGCAGGAGGAGUCCAAAGCUCCUUACCAGGAUGUAGUCCCUCUGCCGGCUUAUCAGGCCGAAGACGACGAAGUCCAUAACUUGCAUACGUACUGGUCCGUCAUACGGUUGAGGUUUCGUGAGCCGCUUGCGGAACUCCUCGGGAUAACGGUCCAAUACACACUCGGAUUCAGCGCAAACCUCGCCCUCACCGUCUCUCGCGGCGCCGCAGGCGUUGGCGAUACCGCGGAUUGGGCGUGGGGCCUCGCAACCAUGAUUGCCAUCUACAUUGCCGGUGGCAUCUCUGGAGCUCACUUGAACCCAGCUAUAUCGCUUAUGCUGUAUAUCUACCGCGGCUUCCCACUCCAAAAAGUGCCCGUCUACAUCGCCGCACAGAUGCUGGGGGCUUUUCUUGCUGCUCUGAUUGCGUUCGGCAUCUUCAAACCGGGGCUUGUGGCACUGUUACAUGAACAACAUCAAAAGGAGAUGCUUAUGCAAAAUCCCCAGACCGACCCAUCACUGUCCUUGUUGCUGACCCUUUCGCCGACCGUUGUACUUUCGAACUUCCUCACCUUCCCACGCACGCCAUGGGUUGACACCAGCACUGCGUUCCUGACGGAGCUCACGGGGACAGCUAUUCUAGUCAUCUCGGUCCUCGCGCUGGGAGACAACACCAACGCGCCUCCAGGGGCUGGCAUGAACGCCUUCAUCGUUGGUCUUCUGGUCACGGUCCUGGGAAUGGCUUUUGGAUACAACACAGGCCUUGCGAUGAAUCCUGUGCGCGACUUCGGCCCGCGCGUCGCAAUGUGGGUUCUCGGAUUUAGUCCCAAGAUUCUGUUCGCAGACGGGUACUGGUUCAAAGUCGCAUGGUUGGGUCCUCUGAUCGGUGCCAUCCUUGGAGGAUUGCUCUAUGAUACGGCCAUCUUUGUCGGCGGAGAGAGCCCGGUGAAUUACCCGACUCGACGGAUCAGGCGUGCUGCGAGGAAGUGGAGGCAGCGGUGGAAGGCCAGGAUGCGGAGGACGAGAGGGAAGGUGAAAGGUAUCACGGGCAAUGUGCUGGGGAGUGGGAACAGAGGGUACGAGACUGUUGAAGGGUAAUGUAGAAGUUGUGGGUGACAUAUUGAAAGACCAAAGCCCUCGGCAGGGCCAUACUCUGGCCUUGAUAGGACUGGAAGCUCAUUGCUAGAAGAGUGUGACAGGAGCUUUCUUCGGGAGCUGGGGUUCUCGAGUUGACGUCAAGAGGAUGCGAUGAGCCUGGGAGACACUUCAAGGAACAGUACGUGGAUGGGAUGAAACGGCAGGCAAAGGUCCGAAUUGCACCUUGGACGCAAUGAACAAUAUUGUUCUUGACUCUUGCAAGUCUGUCAUAUUUGAUUCUCUGCUAGCAGCAUGGCCAUAGGAUGAAGAGUAUCAAGCACCACGUUAAC